Phyllostomus hastatus (greater spear-nosed bat) is the source of this 3906-nucleotide messenger RNA. Its product is annotated as zinc finger protein 644. Gene Ontology annotation, biological process: regulation of transcription by RNA polymerase II. NCBI's taxonomy places the organism in Eukaryota, Metazoa, Chordata, Mammalia, Chiroptera, Phyllostomidae. Bases 1129 to 3906 code for a protein of 925 amino acids. Gene Ontology annotation, molecular function: RNA polymerase II cis-regulatory region sequence-specific DNA binding; DNA-binding transcription factor activity, RNA polymerase II-specific. The record is from RefSeq and is a predicted model, not a curated record. The transcript has 3 exons. Gene Ontology annotation, cellular component: nucleus.
CUGUAUAAGGAUAUUUAUUGUUGCAUAUGUAUACUAUAAUCUUAUUUCUGUAAAGAUAAACACAGAACAAAUGUGCACAUACACAAAUGCACAAAAAGUAAAAGGAUACAUGUGACUAUGACUUUGGUCAUUGCAGUGGCAGAGUGUGGAAAAAGUAUGAAUAAGAAAAAAGGGAAGAAUACACAUGGGUAUUACAUUGGUAAUUGAAGUGGGCGAGAGUGGAAAAAGUGGAGGAGACUGCAACAAAUAUGUUAGUUCUACUUCCGUAAUUUUUUCAGGCAGAUUUGGUUUUAAAAAUUCAUUUUCCCUCAGAAGUUUGACAACACAGCUGAUGAUGAAUUGUGUAUGCUUGUUCCUUUGUUUCUUUGUAGGUACUCUAGUUUUUGUUUUGUUUUCUGAAAAUGAGUAGAAUUCUUUUUUAUUCCUAGAGUUCUGAAAUUUCCCCAGGACUUGCCUGGUGACAUGUUUUUUUCUUCAUUCUGUUGAGCAUUCAUUGAGCCCCAUUAAUCUGAAGUUUUCUGUGUUUUUUGAGCUAUGAUUUUUUUUUCUGUUGUGUCCUCCUUUCCCCUGGUUUCUUCUUCUAUAAUUCCUACAUGGAAUAAUGUAUGGAUUUAGACUUUGUGUCCCCUAACUUUUCUCUUGUUUUUUUAGCCCCUUCUUGCCCUUUAAAAACACCUGUGUUCUGGCGGGGGGACUAUCCCAUUUUCUCAGCUGUAUCUACUCUGCUCUUCUACUUACUUAUUGAGGGUUGUUUUUGUUUUCUUGGAGGGUUUUGUUUUUUUUUUUUAGAACUUUUUUAUUUUAAAGUUCUUUGUCAGCUUCCCACUGAAAGCAUAUGAUACUUUUUUUUUUAUUUAAACCAUAGUAGUUUUAGAAUCUGAGGAUAUUAUGUAUGUUGAAUGUAUUUACUUACUCUUUUUAUUCUAGCGACUAACCUUAUAAUGUUAAGAAAUAAAUUAUAAUUUUAGUCACUAUCAAUAACAAUAUGUAGCCUCAUUGUUGUAUAAAAUAAUAAAUAUUAUACUUAACACACUAAUUUUAGCCAUUUUCAGAUCCCCACACACUAAACCUUAUGGAAAAUUUUUUCUGAAAUCUUAGACUAAAUGUGUUAAAUGGCUUGCGAACAAUAUGGACGAUUUGAAGAUAAACACCGAUAUUACUGGUGCUAAAGAAGAACUCCUAGAUGACAGCAAUUUUAUCUCAGAUAAAGAAAGUAGAGUUCAUAAACCAAAAGAUUGUCAGACAUUUCAGAAUAGUAAUACAUUCACUCUGCCUGAAGAACUGUCAAAGGACAAAUCUGAAAAAGCCUUAAGUGGAGGCCAGUCUACUGUAUUUAUACAUGCUGGUGCUCCUACUGUUUCUAGUGAAAACUUUAUCUUGCCUCAAGGAGCUGCUGUUAAUGGACCAGUUUCACACUCCUCCUUAACUAAGACUUCCAAUAUGAAUAAAGGCAGUGUUUCAUUAACCUCUGGACAGCCUGUGGAUCAGCCAACAACAGACUCUUGUUCAACUUCGAAAGUGGCAGCUGAUCUACAGCUGUGUACACCACAGAAAGCAAGUCAACACCAAGUUUUGUUUUUGUUAUCAGAUGUAGCACAUGCUAAGAAUCCACCCCAUUCCAUUAAAAAACUACCUACCUCUGCUUCCAUUGGUUGUGACAUUCAGAAUUCAGUAGGGAGUAGUGUAAAGUCAGAUAGCACUUUAAUAAAUCAAGUAGAGGUGGGUGAGGAUAGUGAAGAUUUAUUGGUAAAAGAUGAUUGUGUCGAUACAUUAACAGGCAUUUCCUCAGGUACAGAUGAAUUUAGGUCAGAAAAUGAUACAAACUGGGACCCCCAAAAGGAAUUCAUUCAGUUUCUUAUAACUAAUGAAGAGACAGUGGAUAAAGCUCCAGUUCAUUCUAAAGUAGGUCUAGAAAAAAAGAGAAAGCGAAAAAUGGAUGUAAGCAAGAUAACUCGUUAUACUGAGGAUUGUUUAAGUGAUUCUAAUUGUAUACCCAAUAAAUCAAAGAUGCUAGAAGUAGACUUUCUGGAACAGAAUGAAGAACUGCAAGCAAUAGAUUCACAGAAAUAUGCAUUAUCAAAAGUGAAGCCUGAAUCAACUGAUGAAGACUUGGAGUCUGUGGAUGCUUUUCAACAUAUAAUUUAUAAUCCAGAUAAGUGUGGAGAAGACAGUUCCCCUGUUCAUACUAGCACUUUUCUUUCAAAUACCUUAAAAAAAAAAUGUGAAGAAAGUGAUUCUGAGUCACCCGCUACUUUCAGCACCGAAGAGCCAUCAUUCUACCCCUGUACAAAGUGCAAUGUGAAUUUUAGGGAGAAAAAGCACCUCCACAGGCAUAUGAUGUAUCAUUUAGAUGGGAAUAGUCACUUUCGCCAUCUUAAUGUCCCAAGGCCAUAUGCUUGUAGGGAAUGUGGGCGGACAUUUAGAGAUCGAAACUCACUUCUAAAGCAUAUGAUUAUUCAUCAAGAAAGAAGGCAGAAAUUGAUGGAGGAAAUUCGUGAGUUGAAAGAACUUCAGGAUGAAGGAAGAAGUGCACGAUUACAGUGCCCUCAGUGUGUGUUUGGUACCAAUUGCCCUAAAACAUUUGUGCAACAUGCUAAAACCCAUGAAAAAGAUAAAAGGUACUACUGCUGUGAGGAGUGUAACUUCAUGGCAGUAACAGAAAAUGAAUUGGAAUGUCAUCGAGGAAUUGCCCAUGGAGCAGUGGUAAAAUGCCCUAUUGUCAGUUCUGAUGUUGCCCAGAGAAAAACGCAAAAAAAGUCUUUCAUGAAAGACUCUGUUACAGGAUCAUCCAAAAAAUCAGCUACCUACAUAUGUAAAAUGUGUCCUUUUACUACAUCAGCCAGAAGUAUUUUGAAAAAACACAUAGAGUACUUGCAUUCAUCAUCAUGCAUUGAUUCAUUUGGCAGUGCUCUUGGACUUAGUAAAAAAAAAGGUAACAUCCUUGAAGAACCUCUGGGUAAUGAUAGCACUAAACCAUUAAUUAAGCAACAGUCAACAACAUUUCCAAAGAACUCUGCUGUAAAACAAGAUGUAAAGCGAACAUAUGGAUCAUCCUCACAAUCAAAUAAUUUUUCAAAAUUCCAUAAGCGGCCACACAGAAUACAGAAAGCUCGGAAAAGCAUUGCCCAGUCAGGUGUUGUAAAUGUGUGCAAUCAAAACAAUUCUCAUAAGACUGUAAUGAUUAAAAGUGGCAUUGACCAAAAAGCAAAGUAUUUCCAUCAAGCAACAAAAGAAAAAUCUAAUUCCAAGGCAAAUAGCAACUAUUUAUAUAGACACAAAUAUGCAAACUACAGGAUGAUCAAAAAAUCAGAUGAAUCAUAUCCUCUACAUUUCAAGAAAGAAGAAGCUGAUUCAUUAAGUUCUGUACAUCUGUUUUCAUCAUCAAGUAAUUCUCACACCAAUAGUUUUAUUUUAGACUCUCACAACUCUGACACCAAAAGGCCAGAAAGCUUCAGAGACCACAGACGUGUAUCUAUAAAGAGAGUGGUUAAGGAAUCUAAGAAGGAAAAUUCUGCUGGAGGAGAAGACUUGGAUAGCUAUCCAGAUUUCUUGCAUAAAAUGACUGUUGUUGUCUUGCAGAAACUUAAUUCUGCUGAAAAGAAAGACAGCUAUGAAACAGAAGAUGAAAGUUCCUGGGAUAAUGUUGAACUAAGUGACUACACUACACAGGCUAUAGAAGAUGAAACAUACAAUGAUAUUAAUCAAGAACAUGUAAACUUAUUCCCUUUAUUUAAAAGCAAAGUGGAAGGUGAAGAGCCUGGAGAAAAUACUACCCUUAGUUAUGAUCAAAAUGAUGGCUUUUAUUUUGAAUAUUAUGAAGAUGCUGGAACUAAUAACUUUUUGCAUGACAUACAUGAUCCUCAGCAUUUAGAAAAAAUCAUGUCCUUACUGCCCAGCAACAUUUGA